UGGGGAGACGUACAAGCGAGCUAAAACGAUAUGCUACCAAUGCAGUUAAAUUUGUAACGACUACAUUAGAAAAGAUAGGUCAACCCUGAGCCUGCUUGGCUCUAAAUCUUAACAACCUUUUCCCCUGCCCCGGCUAUAUCGCGCAUAGAUAUGAGCGGCAGCGGGCGGCCCAGGACCAGCUCGUUUGCUGAGCCUCCAGGGGCUCCCGGAGCCGCUUCAGCCGCCGCUGGAUCGUCUGUUACCGGAGGGAGUUCUGCAGGAAAAUCUGGGGCUUCACAGGCCACAGGGAGCAGCUCGACUGGCUUCGGAAAUGUGAAACUAGCCCGAGACAGUGGCAAGGUGACGACUGUGGUGGCCACACCAGGCCAGGGUCCAGACCGCCCACAGGAGGUGUCCUACACAGACAUCAAGGUGAUCGGGAAUGGUUCCUUCGGCGUGGUGUACCAGGCCCGCCUCAUUGACAGCCAGGAGAUGGUGGCCAUCAAGAAGGUUCUGCAGGAUAAGAGGUUUAAGAACCGAGAACUACAGAUCAUGAGGAAAUUGGACCACUGCAACAUAGUCAGGCUACGUUACUUUUUCUACUCCAGUGGGGAGAAGAAAGAUGAGGUGUACCUGAACCUAGUGCUGGACUUUGUUCCAGAGACAGUGUACAGGGUGGCCCGGCACUUCAACAAGGCUAAGACCACCAUCCCCAUUAUAUACGUCAAGGUGUACAUGUACCAGCUGUUCCGCAGUCUGGCCUAUAUCCAUUCCCAGGGCGUGUGUCACAGAGACAUCAAACCCCAGAACCUGCUGGUGGACCCCGAGACAGCCAUCCUCAAACUCUGUGACUUCGGCAGUGCUAAGCAGCUUGUUCGCGGGGAGCCCAACGUGUCCUAUAUCUGCUCGCUGUACUACCGUGCCCCUGAGCUCAUCUUUGGCGCCACGGACUACACGUCCAACAUUGACAUCUGGUCAGCGGGCUGCGUGCUGGCCGAACUGCUGCUGGGACAGCCCAUCUUCCCCGGGGACAGUGGAGUGGACCAACUGGUAGAGAUCAUCAAGGUUUUGGGGACUCCGACGAGAGAGCAGAUCCGAGAGAUGAACCCCAACUACACAGAGUUCAAAUUCCCCCAGAUCAAAGCACACCCCUGGACAAAGGUGUUUAAGCCGCGUACCCCCCCAGAGGCCAUCUCCCUGUGUUCCCGUCUGUUAGAGUACACCCCUGUGACGAGGCUGUCCCCCCUGGAGGCCUGCGCCCACGCCUUCUUCGAAGAGCUGCGCCAGCCCACUGCACAUCUGCCCAGCGGACGAGAACUGCCCCUCCUCUUCAACUUCAGCCCCGUCGAGCUGUCUAUCCAGCCCCAGUUGAACUCCACACUCAUUCCUCCUCACGCUCGUGCACAGACAUCACCUGCCUCACACGAUGGCAGUGUGUCGGACAGUACCGCCCAGCCCAGCUCAGUACCUGGAUCCAUCAACAGCACCUGAACCCCCCCGUCCCCCAUUCACCCCGUCUUUCCCCUUUUCCUCUCAACCCCAUCCCUCUCUUCCUACUCUUCUACCCCCUUUUGGCUCCAAACUUCAAAAAACAACUAUACACACACACAUACU
This is a messenger RNA of Oncorhynchus keta (chum salmon), 1593 nucleotides long. RefSeq names its product glycogen synthase kinase-3 beta-like. Gene Ontology annotation, cellular component: nucleus; cytosol; axon. Gene Ontology annotation, molecular function: ATP binding; protein serine/threonine kinase activity. Gene Ontology annotation, biological process: negative regulation of TOR signaling; extrinsic apoptotic signaling pathway in absence of ligand; negative regulation of canonical Wnt signaling pathway. Bases 151 to 1470 code for a protein of 439 amino acids. The record is from RefSeq and is a predicted model, not a curated record. Lineage: Eukaryota; Metazoa; Chordata; Actinopteri; Salmoniformes; Salmonidae. The transcript has a single exon.